AUGGCGGUCAGUUUAUCAAUUAGAAAAUUGUAUGUGAAUUCCACGAAAGGUUUUAAUAUUGAAUUUGUUAAACAAAGCACUAGAAAUGCUCAUGGAAAGGGUAAAGUUGUCGAAGGUAAUUCUAAAUUAAGAGAAAUAUGUCAAAACACUCUGACGGAAUUAAGAAACGAAGGUUUGUUGAAAAAUGAAAGAGUUAUUUUAUCAAAACAAGCCACGCAUAUAGAUGUAAGAGGACAAAGUUCUAAAAUACUCAAUUUUUGUGCUAAUAAUUAUUUAGGUUUAGCGGAUCAUCCAGAAGUGAUUGGAGCAGCCAAAGAUGCAAUUGAAAAAUAUGGUUCUGGAGUUGCAUCUGUACGAUUUAUUUGUGGUACUCAACAGAUUCAUAAGGAGUUGGAGUUGAAAAUUUCAAAAUUUCACAACAGAGAAGAUACAAUUUUGUAUCCUAGUUGCUUUGAUGCAAAUGCUGGAAUUUUUGAAGCUUUACUCACUCCAGAAGAUGCUGUUUUAUCUGAUGAAUUAAAUCAUGCUUCGAUUAUCGAUGGUAUUAGACUUUGUAAAGCGGAAAAAAUUAGAUAUAAACAUAGAGAUAUGACCGAUUUAGAAUUAAAAUUAAAAUCAAUGAAAGAGAGCAGAUUAAAAAUGAUCGUGACCGAUGGCGUGUUUUCAAUGGAUGGCAACGUGGCUCCUCUUCCAAAAAUUAUUAAAUUAGCUCAAAAAUAUGGUGCGAUAACAUUGGUAGACGAAUGUCAUGCCACAGGAUUCUUUGGUAAAACAGGCAGAGGUACAGAAGAAUAUUUUAAUGUGAUGGGUAAAGUUGAUAUAAUUAAUUCGACGCUUGGAAAAGCACUCGGUGGUGCAUCCGGAGGUUAUACGACAGGACCUAGGGAAAUGAUAAGUCUUUUAAGACAAAAAUCAAGGCCAUAUUUAUUUUCAAAUUCACUUCCUCCUGCCGUUGUUGGUGCUGCAUCAAAAGUUUUCGAUCUUAUUACCGGGAAAAACACAAUCCAAGAAAAAAUAAUUGAAAAUACUGAAUUGUUUAGAGAAAGCAUGACGAAAAAUUGUUUUAGAAUUGCCGGUGAUAAUCAUCCAAUAUGUCCCGUAAUGAUCGGAGAUGCUAAAAUAGCAGCACAAUUCGCUGAAAAUUUACUCACGAGAGGAAUCUACGUUGUCAGUUUUAAUUAUCCAGUUGUACCGAAAAAUCAAGCGAGGAUAAGAGUACAAAUAUCUGCAUCGCAUACAAAAGAAGACAUCGAAAGAACGGUUGAUGCAUUUGUUGAAGUUGGUAAAAAACUAGGAGUUAUUCCAGCGGAUAAAAAUAAAGCUAAAAAAAUACAGCAAUCAUUUUAA
This is a messenger RNA of Pediculus humanus corporis (human body louse), 1347 nucleotides long. Its product is annotated as 2-amino-3-ketobutyrate coenzyme A ligase, putative. The record is from RefSeq and is a predicted model, not a curated record. Gene Ontology annotation, molecular function: glycine C-acetyltransferase activity; pyridoxal phosphate binding. Gene Ontology annotation, biological process: L-threonine catabolic process; biosynthetic process. The transcript is spliced from 8 exons. NCBI's taxonomy places the organism in Eukaryota, Metazoa, Arthropoda, Insecta, Psocodea, Pediculidae. The coding region runs from base 1 to 1347 and encodes 448 amino acids.